UCCGAUGACGUCAUGAUUAGAACGUAGCAAAGGAGAUUCAAACAUUCCAUCACGUUAACAAAUAUUGUAUAAAUGCACGGCACAAGACAGACAGAGAGAGAGAGAGAGAGCAGAAAAGAGAGAAGGAGAGAUGCAGGCCAGGGUAUUUUAUCUUCCUUAACUUUCUGAAGGCUUCACUUAUUCCUACAUUUUGUUGAUCGUAAUCACCGAUUACCAUCGGUCUUGAUACACCCGGAAUUACCUGUGUGAUAAGCGGAAUUGAAAAACAAACAUAUACUUGUCGUGAACUGCAUCUAUCUCAGACUUCAUUGCAUGAAUAGUUCUACUCAUAGGAAGGAAACAGGAAAACUAAACCUCGAAGAAACAUGUCCACGAGAGUAUUGAUUGGUAUCUACUGUAUAUCCAUAAUCGCUACACUCUCACGGGGAGACGAAGGGAAUUUUCUCCACAUCUCUGAUGUUCAUUAUGACCCUCUCUAUGGAAAUGGCGCGUCUCCGAACUCUUCUUGUAGCGAGGCCGUUGACUCAUCCCAGUACCCUUUAGGAAGUCAUCAUUGUGACUCCCCCUGGGCUCUGGUAGAGAGUGUUUUCCAGGCCAUGGCUAAUACCAAGACAAGCGACACAGAUUUUGUAGUCUGGACAGGAGACACACCGGGUGCUGUAGACCUGAGUCUUCUAAAUUCUACAAAAGUUCUCACCAUCAUCCAAAAUGUGACCGAUGAGAUGAGGGAAAGGCUACCUGGUCUGCAAGUCUUCCCAUCAAUUGGUAACCAUGACAACUAUCCUCGUCACAUUCUUGAUCCCGACCGGAAUGACUUCCGGGACAGUCUGGCCGAUGUUUGGGACCCAUGGCUUGCUAAUUAUCAAGAUGCUAAUAAAACUUUCAAAGCAGGCGGCUACUAUGUCACGCCAAUCAACAGCAACUUAUGGAUGAUAGUACUUAACACAGCUAUGUAUUACUUCAAGGAUCCACUGACAGAAGGCAUUACUGAUCCAGCUGGUCAGUUCGACUGGCUUGACCACACACUAGAAGCCGCACAGAACACCAGUAAAAAGGUAUUCAUCAGUGCUCACAUCUUACCUGGGUCUUUGGAAAGAGAAACGAAAGUGUCUUUUCAAACCAGCUUUAAUGUGAGGUAUCUAGAAAUUAUUAGAAAAUACAGUGACGUGAUCAAAGGGCAGUUUUUUGGCCAUCACCAUUACGACAGCUUCAGGGUUCUUUACGACGACACGGGUAUGCCUAUCAACGCUCUCUACGUCCAGACUGCCAUUACCCCUCGCCAAACACCGAGUCCUCGAUAUCCCAGCUUCCGUAUGAUAACCUACGAUCGUGAAACGGGCGACAUCAUCGACAUCGAUCAAUACUAUCUCGACAUCAGCACCAACAACCCGACCUGGGCGCUAGAGUACCGCGCCACCGAAGUCUACGAUAUCGACGAUCUUAGCCCCCUAUCUCUGCACCAACUCGUUGACAAGUUUCGUGGUGACGGUUCGAUCUCGGAUGCGACUACGGAUUACUUUGCUCGAUAUUACACUUACAACACGGCUAUGGCUCCUGCUGGCGAUUGCGAUGACGAUUGUAAAAGGUUACAUAUCUGCGCUAUUACUGAAUUAGAUGUCCCUGCUUACGAAAAGUGUCUAGAAGGAAAUGGUAAUGUUGUCAGAGGAAGUAUCCGUAAUAUUAUCAUUAUGUUCAGUAUUAAUCUCUUAAAAUCUUUGUUGUCAUGAUCUGUAGAUAUCACUGAUGGUUGUUGA
Messenger RNA from Lytechinus variegatus (green sea urchin), 1754 nucleotides. Its product is annotated as acid sphingomyelinase-like phosphodiesterase 3b. The transcript has 6 exons. NCBI's taxonomy places the organism in Eukaryota, Metazoa, Echinodermata, Echinoidea, Temnopleuroida, Toxopneustidae. Bases 366 to 1727 code for a protein of 453 amino acids. Gene Ontology annotation, molecular function: hydrolase activity. The record is from RefSeq and is a predicted model, not a curated record.